GAAAUUCAAAGUGCUGAAAAAAAAAAAAGAAAUCUGCGAACGGGUGAAUCUGUGGGUGAGUGCCGAACCCCGGGUAAGCGGGUCCGGAGUAUGUUGAUGUCUUCCAGCUUUCUUUUAUUGUGGAGAGACCGCUGGCGGAAGAGAACGGAGCGAGCCAGCGGGUGGCAGAGAGGAGGCCGAAAAGGAGGGAGAGGGGGAGGAUGGAGCCGUCGAGGAAACAUCUCCGCUCGCUGCGUGUUUUGGAAGAACCCGUCCCGCCUGACGUUUUGUCGAAUCCAAGUGGAAGAAGCAGACCAAGGAGCAGCUUUGCACUCAGCUCACAUCCUUCCUUCUCGCUCUCUCUAGCGCUCCAUCCUUGGAUCCUCGGACGCCACCCGGGCCGCGCAUCUUCCUCCUCCUCAGGGCGCGCGUCAAAUGAGCGUCGACCCUUGCCGGUGAAAGCGUGUCGUCGUCCUCUUCCUCCGUCUUCAUCACCAGAGCGUGUCGCCAUGCCGCCGCCGCUCCCCCCCGCCGUCCGGCUCCUCUUCCUCCUCCUCAUCAUCUUGCUGGUCCUUCCGCACGCCGCCGCCGUGGGCGUGACCGCCCCCUGCCCCGCGAGCUGCCGAUGUUACAGCCUGACGGUGGAGUGCGGAUCCACCGGCCUCCUCGCCUUACCCGAGCGAGUGCCCGCAUCCACGCAGACGCUGUUCCUGCAGGACAACGUGAUCGGUCAGAUCCGCCGGCAGGACCUGCACCCGCUGGCGCAACUGCACUACCUCUACCUGCAGACGCUGUUCCUGCAGGACAACGUGAUCGGAGAGUAUUUUCCAAGCAAACGACACUCGUCGUUGUUGUUGUUUCGGGGGCCGCAAACCUCUUGUUGUCGUUUGGCGAUGCGCCGUCCUCAGCGGCUGCAGGAGCUGCACCUGCAGCGCAACGGCGUGGAGAUGGUGGGCGAGCAGGCCAUGGCCGGCCUGACCUCGCUGGCGCUGCUGGACCUGAGCGGGAACCGCCUGCACACCUUGGCGGCUGCCGCGCUGCGCCCGCUGGUCAGCCUGCAGGUGCUGCGCAUCACCGAAAACCCGUGGCGCUGCGACUGCGCCCUGCACUGGCUGAGGACUUGGAUGGACGAGGAGGGCCGGCGGCUGCUCAGCUCGUCCGAGCGCCGGCGCCUGCGCUGCCGCGAGCCGCCGCGGCUCUCGCGCCUCGGCCUGUUGGAGGUGCCGCCCAACAGCCUGGUGUGCAUCCCGCCCCUGGUGCAGCUGGAGCCCCGACGCAUGGCCGUGCGCCUCGGCGACAGUCUGCGCGUCUCCUGCCACGCCUCGGGAUACCCGCGCCCGCAGGUGACCUGGAGGAAGGCGUCUUCGGGCAAGGCCUCGCCGGCACCCCGAGGGCUGGUGCAGGACCUUGGAGGCGGGGCCCGCGUGCAGAAGAGCGACGAGGGCGCUUCGCACUUUGACCCCGACACGGGCAGCGGGAUGCUCUUCCUCAGCAACGUGACGGUGGCGCACGCCGGCUUCUACGAGUGCGAGGCCUGGAACGCGGGCGGCGCGGCGCGGCUCACCUUCCAGCUGGCCAUCAACUCCUCGUCCUCGUCCGUGUGGGCCGGCUGGGCGCAGGCGCCGUCCCCCGACUCGCCGGCGUGGCCGCGCCCCCGGCGUCUGCGAGGCUACAAAAACGCGCUCGCCGCGCACAAGGAGGAGAGCAUCCUGUACGUGAACGACUACUCGGACGGGCCGACGACGUUCGCCCAGCUGGAGGAGUUCCGAGACGAGCGCGGCCACGAGAUGUUCGUCCUGAACCGCGCCAAACCCGUGCCGGCGCCGGCCGCCCGCAGCACCCUCUCGGGGUCCUCGGCGGCCGGCCCGCCCGCGCUCCCCCCCGGCGAAGCCGACGGCGACAUUCGGACCGUGAGAAGAAUGGCGGGCGAGGGCGGCGAGGCGGAGCCGGUCAUGACGUCCGAGGGCGAGGGGGUAUUCGUCAACCACGCCGGCUUGUUCGUGGAUUCUCGGAUGGGCUACGAGAUCCACUGCUGAACGGCGUCGCCCGCCGCUGCGCUUUUCACAAACCGUGUUGACGCCGCUCCGGAGCAGACCGAGCGGCAUUCUGGACUCGGUUCAUAUUCUGCCGCACGUGCUUCUUCUUUGUACUUGGCAAGCGAGUGAGACAAAUCCCGUGGCAAAAAACUCGAGUGACACUCUUGACUUUUGAACGGUCCAGCCGGCAAACAAAGGACGGGGGUGGGGUUGUGGCGGGGGUCUCUGCUCGUGUACGCAGGAGUAUUACGGCCACGCUGGAAAGAAAAUCAAAUGAAAUCGAUGCUACUGUAGUCGAAUGAACUCAGGUGACCUCGCACCUGAAAGGUCAGGUCACGCGGCCCUGUCGUGCAACUCGACGAAAACAUGCAGAGACAGCCCAGAUUCCUUUCGGGAAGGAGCCCCUUCUUGGCUCAGCGUGACCCCCCCCCCAUCAAAGAUCCAAACAAAAACGUCCCUGGCCAUUUUUUCACUCAGCUCGCAUCGGGAAUUACAUUUUUUAACCAGGGCGAAAACUCAUUUGCUCGUUAGCAUGUAGCGAUUGUCGUGUGCUUCUCUUCCUUCUUGUUGUUUUCAUUUGGAGUGGGUGGGCUGCGGUAACGUUUCUCAUCGUGAAACAUUUUGUGCCGGCCAAAGUUGUGACAAUAAAACAAACGGCAUUG
Molecule: messenger RNA, 2677 nt
Organism: Hippocampus comes (tiger tail seahorse)
Lineage: Eukaryota; Metazoa; Chordata; Actinopteri; Syngnathiformes; Syngnathidae
Product: leucine-rich repeat-containing protein 24-like
Molecular function (GO): protein binding
Source: RefSeq, a predicted model, not a curated record